AUGGAUUGGUCUUCCUCUUCUCUCGCUGUUGACGAUGAGUUUGAGAAGCUCGCGAUGAGAAUUAACCCUCCAAGGGUUACCGUUGAUAAUACCUCAAGCAGGAAAGCCACUUUGAUAAAGGUAGAUAGUGCAAAUAAGCGUGGGAGUUUGCUGGAGUUGGUUCAGGUUCUGAAUGAUUUAAAUCUCAUUAUAAGACGAGCUUACAUUUCGUCAGAUGGGGAAUGGUUCAUGGAUGUAUUUCAUGUCACUGAUCAACAGGGGAAUAAGCUCUCUGAUGAUGGAAUAGCUGAACGCAUUCAACAGUCACUAGGACCAAGAGCACGGAGCUUCCGUUCCUUGAGAAGGUCUGUGGGUGUCCAAGCUGCCGCAGAACACACCACUAUUGAAUUGACAGGAAGGGACAGGCCAGGCUUGCUGUCUGAAGUUUUUGCUGUUCUUUCUGAUCUCAAAUGCAAUGUGGUCACCGCAGAAGUCUGGACUCACAAUUCAAGAAUGGCAUCAGUUGUUUUCAUCACCGACGAGGCAACUGGGAGGCCUAUUGAUGAUCCUGACCAUCUUUCUAAAAUAAAAAAACUUCUCCUUUAUGUGCUUAAGGGGGACAGAGAUAAGCGCAGUGCCAACACUGCUGUUUCUGUGGAUUCCACACAUAAGGAAAGGAGGCUUCACCAGAUGAUGUAUGCUGAUCGUGAUUAUGAUAUGGAUGGUGCUGAUUGUGGAUCAGCCAGUGAUCGAAGCAAACCUCUUGUAACUGUUGAAAAUUGUGUAGAUAAAGGAUAUACUGUUGUGAACUUAAGGUGCCCAGACCGUCCUAAGCUGCUCUUUGAUACUGUAUGCACCUUAACAGAUAUGCAAUAUGUGGUAUACCAUGCAACUGUGAUUGCUGAAGGACCUGAGGCUUAUCAGGAAUAUUAUAUCAGACACACGGAUGGCUGUCCUAUUAGUUCUGAAGGAGAAAGGCUGAGGGUUAUCCAUUGCUUGGAAGCAGCGAUUAGAAGGCGGACGUCUGAGGGUAUAAGACUAGAGCUUUGUGGUGAAGAUAGAGUUGGCCUUCUUUCUGAUGUGACUCGCAUAUUUAGAGAAAAUGGUCUUUCAGUCACCCGAGCUGAGGUUACAACCAGGGGUUCCCAAGCCGUGAAUGUUUUCUAUGUGAUAGAUGCAUCAGGAAAUGAAGUGAAGAGUGAGACAAUUGAAGCAGUUCGGCAAGAGAUUGGUUCAACAAUACUGCGUGUGAAAGAAGACUUCUAUUCAAAAUCUCCACCACAGGAGGGUGUGAGAUUCUCUUUGGGGAAUCUCUUUCGGACUAGAUCGGAGAAGUUCCUUUACAACCUGGGUUUGAUAAAGUCAUGUUCAUGA
Messenger RNA from Prunus armeniaca (apricot), 1353 nucleotides. The record is from the annotation of a GenBank genome assembly. Lineage: Eukaryota; Viridiplantae; Streptophyta; Magnoliopsida; Rosales; Rosaceae.